AAAUUCAACUGUGGUAAAUCGCAACACGCGUUUUUUAGAGUUUGUUAAUUUCGUUUUGAUAUCGAGUGUGAUUAAAGUUGUGUCGAAAAUGGGGAAAAAGAAGCGACUUAAUAAACUAAUCUCAAAGUGGAUAAAAAGUGAUUUGCCAGAGGAUCGUUCUUCAGUCCUUUUACUCAGCGUCAGAAAGGUACCAUCAUCUCCAAAAGUUUCAAAAAGGCCCUUUUCACUUCCACUAGCGUUAGGGGUAGUUUCAAGCUGUUCUAAGUCAUCUCAGAUCAGUCGGAAUCCUUCCUGUGCAUCCAACGGCCGUCGGCCCUCGAUCACCCGUCGGGACUCCAGACGAGUCCUGGUCGCCAAAGGGGAGCGACCCCCCAGAUUCAAACCGGAAGACUGCCCGGAAAAGCGGUUCGGGCGCCACCAAGCCGGAGAACAGACGCAUUCCAGUAGCAUCGAUAACGGGAAGUUGGUAUGCAAAACUCAAAGUUCCGAGAAGAAUAGUGCAUGCAUUAAUGGUGUGAAGAGACUUUUUUCCAAUAAAAACUCUCGUGAAGAACUUAAACAGAACUCUUCUGAAUCGUCACCAAGCGUUGGACGUUUCAAAAAUAUUUUCUUUAAAUCCACUGAAAGACGUCAAAAUGAUUUUGACCCGAAACAAAAAAACACGAAAUUAAUCAAGAAUAACGCAACCGAAGAUCAUUCAGAAUCUUUUACGUAUAAAAAAUUUAGUUCGGCAUUAGACAGUUCACAAUCAACUAUUCCAACUAUAUCGCUUCCACCUUUAUCAACAUGCUCGUCAUUUCGCUCUCUGUCCAACCUUGGUGACGAUAACAGUUCUUCUAUGGUCAACAUGGAAACGUCGAUUGAUUCUAUAGGAACCUGUUCUUUGGAUAUGGAAGCAUCGACGGAAUUACAGUCAGAUUGGUCCGAGGUAUCUUCCACCGGAACGUUGCGCAGUGCAAGUGUCUUGACGCCGGCUGACCUACAACAGCAUCAUCUGCCAUCGUACUUGAGUUUGGCCUGCACCGUUAAUGGUUACUCUACUACCACAAACUACGACCCCGUCCGGUUGGCUAGAUCCAGAGAUGCUUCGCCUCAUCGCCUCGAUACUGGAAGUCAUUUGACACCCCCUCAGCCAACGUACAGUGUCACCAAUAAUCUUCUGUCACCGCUAAACCUAGUGCCUCUUCCUACACCGAAGACAAACAUGACAGAGAACGCCCUCCAAACCCAUCACACCCAAAAAUUUUACAAUUCCACACAGACCAUGACGUUUAUGAGUAGCAAAGAGUCUCAUUUCUCAUCUAAUAUUUUUACAAAAGACACAACAGACGGGUGCAUAGGUAACUCUCAUCACACGAUCCAAAGACAGUGUAUGACUUACGAAAGCAAAAAGGUAAGUGGAUUAUCGGAACAAAACAAAUGCAACAUCGAGAGUACCACCAUAAGCAAAGAGUACACUAAUGGAAAAGAAACUAAAUCUUUUAUACAACAGAGAGUGGAAAGACUGUACGGACCUGGAGCUUUGGCACAAGGUUUCUUUGUAUCUAAAAGGAAGAAGAAUCCCCUGUCCGAAUCUGAAGAUACUACGGAUAAAGAAGAUAGGGACGCGCAUAAUAAAACGUUGCCUGACAAAUUUUUAGAUGACGAUGUGGAGCCAUCGAUGAAGCAGAGUUUGAGCAGUCCAUCUUUACCGGUGUUGCGUCAUUUAAGACCCGAAUUUCGAGCUCAGUUGCCUAUCGCUAACUCGAAAAAGACCAAAGAUGUUUCGAUACAAAAAAGUGUUACAGUUCCUAAAUUAACGGAUGAAGUGAAAGUGAAUGGCCAUCAUAAACCAAGUGAGGAAUUUUUAAGUGAACCAUCUGUGAGUCUGCAAAAUGGAAAAAUCCUUGAAGUGCCUAUUAAUGAUGAAUGUUCAUCUAGUGAGAAGGAUGGGCAUUAUUUUAUUAGAAUACUGGAAGAGCAAACCGCCAGAUUAUUGGAAUUAGCCGAUAAGGCUGAAAACGAACUGAAUACACCAAACCUCUCAGAAGAAGUUAUUGGGAAACUUAGAUCUGCGUCUGGAAAAGCAAGACUGUUGGUGUCUCAAAAGAUGCAACAAUUCAAGGGGCUCUGUACAAAUAAUAUAACUCAGAGUGAAGGAGAAGCAUUCCCAACAACAAAUGAAGAUUUACAAGGAUUUUGGGAUAUGGUUAAUUUACAAGUAGAUCAAGUCGAUAAACUUUUUGAAGAAAUUAAUAAAUUGAAAGAAAACAACUGGAAGGAGGAUACAAUUACAAAGGUUGAGAACAAAGUUAAUGGAGCAGCAAAACCCCGAAAAGCUAUUCCAAAACCAAAAGCUUCUGCAGCCAAUGAGGAAGCUCGAAAACAGAGGGAAGAACAGAGAAAAAAAAUGAUUGAAGAGAGGCGGAAAGCUAUGAAAGCUGCUCAACAAUCAAGCCAACCUAGUAUUGAAAUAUAUGUACCAGAAUCUAGCUGAAAUUUGUCAAAUGUUUAGGCAAAAUUUUAAAUUGCAACACUGUGUUAUAAUGAUAUAGCUUGGAACUACUAUUUAAAAAAGUCCUUUAUAAAUAAUAUGCUCACCAAAUAAAAUCUAUGCAAAUUAAAUAAAAUUUAAGUUUUCAAAAUAUACCACUCAACUUAUUUUUUAAAUAUAUAUUUUUGUUAUUAAAAUAUAUUGUAACUUAUAACCUCAAUAUUUAAUAACGUUAAAUUAUAAAAUAUGUAGCAGAUAAUAUAGUUUAUGUUUUUAUACACACAUGCAAAUAAUACAGUAGCUUGAUUAAUUAAAAUUUCUAAAAAGUCACUGAUCUUUGUGAAGCAAUUAUAACGUUAAUAUUAGUUAUGAAAGUAACAGUCAUUUUUAUGCGUUAGAAAUCUCAGUCUAUUGAAAUAAAUUUUUCCAUGUUAUCUUUUUUUUAGGGAAAAUAUAAUAUACAUUUGUUACUGAAAGUAUAAAGCUUGCCAUGCAUUUACGCGAAGCGCGGCGUGGCGAAAAACCGUGCAUUGGAUUGAUUGUAUGUAAUAUAAUGCAGGUCCGCGGACUAGUGCGAAGCAACGUUCCUUGGUUUUGCAUGGUUCUGAUUUUUCGACGCGCCGCGCUUAGCACAAGUGCGCAACAUGUUUAACAUUUUUAUAGUUUUUAUAAAGGGCGAAAGAUAUUAGUUAUAGAAAAUGUGUGAUUAGCAAUAAUUAAGCAAAUAUUAUUUUAUCAUUUAUGUACGUAAAAAGACUGAGUUUUAAAAUUAAAGUGCUACCUUUAUACUGUUCUAUCUAGACAAAUCAUACAUUCCCAGUGCUUUUUAACAAUUUGGAUUUAAUUUGUACCGCAAUUUUGAUGUAGUCAUGGUUGUUGAGAUUAUGGGCUUGGAUUUCUUUUAAUAUUAAUGUAUUGUUUUCUAAGAUUUUUAUAUAUUUAUUUAUUAUGGCUCUAUUUUAGUUUAAAUUUUUCUUACUAUAUUA
This is a messenger RNA of Sitophilus oryzae (rice weevil), 3459 nucleotides long. RefSeq lists its product as uncharacterized. The transcript is spliced from 8 exons. The coding region runs from base 89 to 2476 and encodes 795 amino acids. NCBI's taxonomy places the organism in Eukaryota, Metazoa, Arthropoda, Insecta, Coleoptera, Curculionidae. Gene Ontology annotation, cellular component: postsynaptic specialization; glutamatergic synapse. The record is from RefSeq and is a predicted model, not a curated record. Gene Ontology annotation, molecular function: molecular adaptor activity. Gene Ontology annotation, biological process: signaling.